AUGCAAAGGCUGAGACGAAAUGACCCACUUGGUGAUCCUUAUGUAUAUGCUUCAUUAGUUAAAGCUUGUAAUAAGUUUUCGGCUAUCCGAGAAGGGAAAUCGAUUCAUUGUUAUGUUGUUAGGCUUGGUUUAGAUUAUAAUGUGAAUAUCUUGAAUAGUUUAAUCCAUUUCUAUUCGUGUUCAAGGAGCUUGAUGAGCUUUGCAUGUGUUCUGUUUGAUAGAAUUCCUGAAAAAACUAUUGUUACUGUUAAUGGUUUGAUUUCUGGGUUCGUGAAGAAUGAGUUAUUUGAUGCUGGUUUGAAUUUGUUUAAACGAGUUCUAGUGUGUCUUUUCGGUUUGGACUUGAAGCCCAAUUAUGUUACUUUGGUCAUUUUGAUUUCUGGUUGUUUUGAGUUUGGAAGACUUGAUGUUGGAAAAACACUCCAUUCUUACUGUUAUAAAACGGGUGUGGGUUCGGUGACCGAGGCAUGUAAUGCACUCAUUGAUUUGUAUUCGAAGUUUGAGUGUAUGACUGAGGCAUCAUGUUUAUUCGAAGCAAUGGUUGAUAAAGAUUUGGUUUCAUGGAAUACUAUGAUUUCUGGUUAUGCUUCGGUUGGUGAAUACAUGACAGCUUUCACUUUGUUUAGAGAAAUGAGAACAAAGAAUAUUGCAUUUGAUAGAGUAUCCUUGAUUAGUUUGAUUUUGGCUUCUGGUCAUGGUAAAGAUCUUGAUUUGAUCAAAAUGGUUCAUGGUUAUAUCAUAGCUAGUGGAAUAGAGAUCACUCCACCUGUUGGGACUACUUUGAUUACCAUGUAUUCAAAAUGUGGAUCCGUAGAGUUUGCUAGAAAUGUGUUUUUCAAAGUACAAGAUGAAAACAUUGCUUAUUGGAAUGCUAUGGUUCAUGCGUAUGUUGAAUCUGGGCAUGAUCAUGAAGCUUUAGAAGUCUUCAAUCAGAUAAAAUUGAGAAAGCUAAAACCAGAUGAAGUAACAAUGCUAGGAGUAGUCUUAGCUUGCCGAAACUCUGGCAAUUUGUAUCAUGGCAUUGGCAUUCAUUCAUACAUUGAAUCUAGUUCUCAUCUCAAUCAAAGCAUUAUAUUACAAAAUGCUCUUAUAGAUAUGUAUGCAAAAUACGGAAACAUGGACCGAGCUAAGUUGGUUUUUGAUAAGAUGCCCAAAAAAGAUGUUGUAUCAUGGACUUCAGUUAUAGUAGGCCAUGCAAUCAAUGGUCAAGGGGAGGAAGCUUGUGUUGCUUUUAGGAGAAUGGAAGCUGAGAAAGUAGAACCAAACUCUGUCACAUUUCUUGGUGUUCUCUCUGCUUGCAAUCAUGCUGGUCUAGUUAAGGAAGGUCAAAACCUCUUUGAUUCUAUGUGCAAGUCUUACCAUAUUCAGCCAAAAAUUGAGCACUGUGGAUGCAUUAUUGAUAUGCUUGCACGAUCUGGAAGGCUAGAAGAGGCGUACAAAUUUGUAAAGAAUUUGCCUUUAGGGCCAAACGCAGUUAUCAGGAGGAUGUUAAUUAAUGCUUGUAAAGUUUAUCGUGAUUUUGAUAUAGGAUUGAGUUUGAUUGGAGGAUUAAAAAAUUCGUCACACGGUCCUGAAGAUCAUGUCGUUUCUUCCAAUUUGUUAGCUGAAGCAGGAAGGUGGGAUGGUGUUCUCAAUGAAAGAAGCUUGAUGGUGAAACAAAAAGUGAUAAAGGUUGCUGGUAAAAGCAUAGUUUCUGAUUUAACAGAAUGA
Messenger RNA from Humulus lupulus (European hop), 1710 nucleotides. Its product is annotated as pentatricopeptide repeat-containing protein At3g12770-like. The record is from RefSeq and is a predicted model, not a curated record. The coding region runs from base 1 to 1710 and encodes 569 amino acids. Lineage: Eukaryota; Viridiplantae; Streptophyta; Magnoliopsida; Rosales; Cannabaceae. Gene Ontology annotation, molecular function: protein binding; RNA binding. Gene Ontology annotation, biological process: RNA modification. The transcript has a single exon.